AUGUCAGCCAGCCCUGAAGUAAAGCCAGCCCAGCUGCCAGGCGCAGACGGCUCGGACCAUGAACAGGAGAAGGCAGUUACACCCGGCGCUGGCGACGAUGCAGCUGAGACUGGCAACGUAGCUGCCAAUGGGGGCGACUCGGACGACGAUGCGGACGCAAAGGCCGGCGCUGCUGGGGGCGAUGACUCGGAUGAUAAUGAUGCUGGUGGUGGUGGUGGCUCUGACGACGAGUCGGUUCUCUCCGAAGUCGACGAGGCGCAAUUCGAGGACUUUGACCCGGAAAAUGUCGACAUCGAAGAUCGGCCUCAGCUGGCUAUAGAUGAGGACAAUUUGAAGUUGAUCGGUCGUCACAAGCGCAAGAGGACGGAGGAAGGGGGUGAACGGUCCACACGCAAGAGGGAGGGACGAAGAGAGAAGAAAAGCCGUCGCAUGAAGGAGUUAGAGGAGGGUGGCAGUGAUGGGGAGGAGCGUUCCCGGAAGAAGGAACGUAAGAGGAGAGAAGCCGACCCGGUUGAUGAGGAGCUGCUCGAUCCUGCUACGCGUCGUCGCCGAGCGCUCGACCGUGCUAUGGACGAGGCUAUGAAGAAGCCGACUAAGAGACGAUUCAAGAAAGCGGAUGGCAUUGACUUGGAGCAAAUGGCCGAUGCCGAGAUUGAAGAUAUGCGCAAGCGUAUGACCCAUGCCGCUCAGAUGGACGCUAUCAAUAGGCGACAGGGCCAGCCUGCUAUGCACAAGCUCAAGAUGUUGCCCGAAGUUGUCUCAUUGCUCAACCGGAACCAAUAUGUCAACAGCUUGGUUGACCCGGAAAUCAACCUGUUGGAAGCCGUCAAGUUCUUCCUUGAACCCCUGGAUGACGGGUCUUUGCCUGCUUACAACAUUCAGCGGGAUCUAAUGACCUCGUUGACCAAGCUACCCAUCAACAAGGAAGCACUGAUUGCCAGCGGGAUCGGAAAGGUGAUUGUGUUCUAUACCAAAGCCAAAAGACCUGAACCUGGUAUCAAGCGCAUGGCAGAGCGUCUCCUUGCCGAGUGGACGCGACCAAUCUUACAACGCAGUGAUGAUUACUCGAAGCGAGUGUACCAGGAGGCUGCAUUCGACCCUACGAAAAUCACUUCACGUACUCAAUCGGCACAAGCUACUGCAGCGGAAGCGCGGGCACGAGAGCUUCUUCCUCCCCGUCUUGCCAACCGUGCUCGUGCCGAAAUCACUCACACCAGCUACACUGUUGUGCCACGUCCUACAAUGGUGCAGGAAAGCAAAUUCGCGCGUCCUCUGGGAGCCAGUGGAGAGGAUCGUUUCCGGAGAAUGCGUGCGCGACAGAUUGCAGCACAGAAGGGAUCUUCUCGAAGAUGA
Molecule: messenger RNA, 1353 nt
Organism: Aspergillus wentii DTO 134E9
Lineage: Eukaryota; Fungi; Ascomycota; Eurotiomycetes; Eurotiales; Aspergillaceae
Product: transcription factor SPN1
Exons: 4
Coding region: 1-1353 (450 amino acids)
Biological process (GO): poly(A)+ mRNA export from nucleus
Cellular component (GO): nucleus
Source: RefSeq, a predicted model, not a curated record